Molecule: messenger RNA, 3563 nt
Organism: Ictidomys tridecemlineatus (thirteen-lined ground squirrel)
Lineage: Eukaryota; Metazoa; Chordata; Mammalia; Rodentia; Sciuridae
Source: RefSeq, a predicted model, not a curated record
UUUCCCCCAGCGUGUGCGUUUGCACUCCCCGGGGAAGGACCCAGGCAGCUGCGUGCGCUCCUGGAGCUCGGGACGGACCAAAAACCAGAAAACGCAAAUCGCUACCGGGCGCCGCCACUAAAACAAGGGGGUGUGGCAGAAAGUUGGAAAUGUUAAAUUAGGGAAGCCGCCGAGGGGAUGAUUUUUAAAAAGAACAGGGCUGACAGCUUCAUGGAAGUCCAACUUACAGAACGUGAAUUUCUCAGCUAAAGAGUACAUUUUGACGAAAUUGGGAACAUUUCCAUCACCUCAAAACGGUCUGAGGAAGCAGCUUUUGGACUAGAACAUGAAGAUUCAAAGGGAGGCAACUGGGGGCUGGGGAGAGGGUGAGCCAUUCGUUGGGGUCUGAAGAACCACUGGUAGGAUGCACCCUGUGUUCAGGGCAGAAGCAGCCAGCAGAUCUGUGGCUGGGGUUCAGCAGGGAAGAGAUUGACACGUUGGGUACCUGCCCUCUCAACUUCUUGGGUUCCCAUUGCCCAGCACAGCAUGUGGCUCGUACUAGGUGAUAAGUGGUUGAGUGACUAUUACCUAGAGUCCUGUAAGUCCAUCCCUGAUGGCAACCUGACUGUUGGGGGGUGGGGUGGGGUCAGAAACAACAUUUGUUAACAGCCUGUUGUGUUUCAAGUAUGAUGUGCUUGACCUUAACUUAUUACUCUGAAAUAGAUAUCAGUGUCUUUAUGUACAGUUGAAAAAGUCAGGACUAAAGAACUUGCCCAAAACCACAAAACUGUUCCCAGACCCUGGUUACAGAAGCCCUGUGAUUCCUUCGCUUGUUUGAUCCUGCAGCUAACUGAUGCUUCAAGUGCAUCUCUACAUCUUGGAGCAGAGAUGCAGUUGGUAAACACCAUGUCCUUUCACAAGGUUGCCUUCGGAAAUGUCGAUAUGCCCAUAGCUGUUGCUCUGACCUAUUAUGUUUUCACUUUAUUUUUUCAUUAAGCCAGGGAACUCAGAUGCCUUCCCCAAGUUCCUUGCAGUUUCUCCAUUCUCUGUUAUCCUGUUUAAGGAUAUUGCCCUCAUUAAUCAGUAUGUCACUCAGCCGUUAGGCUUCUUUUGGAGAGAUGACUGAUGUGGUAGACUUCUGAAUGUAAAGAUUUGCUAACCAAUUGAAAACAUAGUAUCAAAGUAUGUGAAAUCUUUAGGAAAUUAUGCAUAGACUUUCUCCUUAGAAAGGAAGAAAAAGAAGGAAAAACUGCUUAUUGUACUUAGUAUGUGCUAGGCACUACACUUUCUGCAAAUUCUGAUUUGAUCCAUCUUGCAGACCUGGAGAAUAUACAAUAUUUUUUCUCUGUUUGCAGUGAGAAAAAUGAGGCCUGGUGAGAUUAAGGUUCCAGCUUAAUCUGAGUGGCAGAGGUUCUAUUCAGACUCUGGUGGGCCUGCUAGUUAUGCCCUGGAAAAAACUCAGUGGAGAUUCUUCUAGACACAAAAUGAGUCUGUUCGGAACAACCUCAGGUUUUGGAACUGGCGGGACCAGCAUGUUUGGCAGCACAACCACAGACAAUCACAACCCUAUGAAGGAUAUUGAAGUAACAUCUUCUCCUGAUGAUAGCAUCGGCUGUCUGUCUUUUAGCCCACCAACCUUACCGGGGAACUUUCUUAUUGCAGGAUCGUGGGCUAAUGAUGUUCGCUGCUGGGAAGUUCAGGACAGUGGGCAGACCAUUCCAAAAGCCCAGCAGAUGCACACUGGACCCGUGUUAGACGUCUGCUGGAGUGAUGAUGGGAGCAAAGUAUUUACAGCAUCAUGUGAUAAAACUGCCAAAAUGUGGGACCUCAAUAGUAACCAGGCAAUACAGAUUGCACAGCAUGAUGCACCUGUUAAGACCAUACAUUGGAUCAAAGCUCCAAACUAUAGCUGCGUGAUGACCGGGAGCUGGGAUAAGACUCUGAAGUUUUGGGAUACCCGGUCAUCAACUCCCAUGAUGGUCUUGCAGCUCCCUGAGAGGUGUUACUGUGCCGAUGUGAUCUACCCAAUGGCCGUGGUGGCGACUGCAGAGAGGGGCCUGAUCGUGUAUCAGUUAGAGAACCAGCCCUCUGAAUUCAGGAGGAUAGAAUCUCCACUGAAGCACCAGCAUCGUUGUGUGGCUAUUUUUAAAGACAAACAGAACAAGCCGACUGGCUUUGCCCUGGGGAGCAUCGAGGGGAGAGUUGCUAUUCAUUACAUCAACCCCCCAAAUCCUGCCAAAGAUAACUUCACCUUUAAAUGUCAUCGAUCCAAUGGAACCAAUACUUCAGCUCCACAGGACAUCUAUGCGGUAAAUGGAAUCGCAUUCCAUCCUGUUCAUGGCACCCUGGCAACCGUGGGAUCCGAUGGGAGGUUCAGCUUCUGGGACAAAGACGCCAGAACAAAGCUGAAGACUUCCGAGCAGUUAGAUCAGCCAAUAUCCGCCUGCUGCUUCAACCACAACGGGAACAUAUUUGCUUACGCUUCCAGCUAUGAUUGGUCCAAGGGACACGAGUUUUAUAAUCCCCAAAAGAAAAAUUACAUUUUCCUGCGUAAUGCAGCUGAAGAGCUAAAGCCCAGGAAUAAGAAGUAGCAACCUGAGACUUCUGGUUGUCCAGAGUUGUUUUCUCUCUGCUCUGAGGGCCCCAGCUAUGGGCACCUCGGCCAUGGACGUGGAUUCCAACCCCUGGAGGAAACAGGUCACUGCUGAGCAGGCAGCCCGGCUGUCCACGGCAACUUGCCGCCUCUGUUCCACUACUUGCUGCAGAGUUUUCUUAUAACUCUAAGGGGAACAAAAUUAUUAUAGAAGUUAGAGUCUUGUGGGCAGUGCCAGGUAUUUUACUGUGCUUCCUUCAGCAGCAUAUGUGUUAGAGAAUUUGGGGAAACCAAGUAUCAACUCUGUAUUGUAUUUUGUAAUAAAAUAUUUUGAAGGUUGCCGCUAGCUCUUUCUGUCCUUCUCCCCUGUCCUGCCUGCCCUGAGUCCUCAGCAGUGAUUAUCCUGCUCAGCAUCAACACUGGGCUGUGAGUUAUUUUCACCCAUCUUGGGAAAUGCAGAAAUCUCGCACCUUAGAGAAUGAAUCCCGAGCUGUGAUCACCCCUGCCCUGUGGCAUGUCCUAGUCCCUCCAUGUGUUGGCAAGCAGAGUGGAAUGGUUUUCCUUUUGCUUCCCUUUAGCAUUCCCAGUGCUCCCCGGCUCUACUGGGUAGUUUCCUGGCCAUUCUGAAGUGGGAACUGUCCUCUUCCUAAGAGACAGGACUUUGGGGGGCUGCCUUGUAAGGCCCAGAUGGGUGGCAUUUGUGUGGUCUUCAGGUUAAAACCAGGUCCCCUCCGUGGGAAUUGCUCUGAACUUAUCCCCCAGUGGUGGUUAUGUUGAGAGUUACUCUUUCACUCUGGAAAUGCCCUGACUGGUAAGUAUCCAAAAUGAAACUCGGUGUUUGUUGUUUAAGGCUGUUGUACCCUAUGGUUCCAAGCACUGCGAAUGCAAUGUUGCUUUGGGGUUGCUGACUGUGGAGAUCUGACAUCAGUACUGUUCCAAGAUGGAUUUACCUGUUCAGAAGCAGCAGUAGAAAUAAAGUUUGCUGCCAAAA